Molecule: messenger RNA, 3422 nt
Organism: Schistosoma spindalis
Lineage: Eukaryota; Metazoa; Platyhelminthes; Trematoda; Strigeidida; Schistosomatidae
Source: the annotation of a GenBank genome assembly
GUAGUUAUUUUUGAAUUCUUACUGUACUGGUGCUUUGGAAUAACAAGCGUACCCGUUCACAUAGUCAUUGUCGUGGUCAUUAGUGUGUGUAACGCUGUUAAUUAUGCAUCUCUGUUUAGAUGAAGAGGAAAACGAAGGCAGAACUCCACUACUUUCUGAUCAAUCAAGGACAAUACAACUUAUUUCAGUGCAUCAAAGUCGCAGACCACGACAUUCUCCACCUUCAGAUGAUUUUCGAAAAAUUGGUGUCAAUAUAGACCCCGGGGAGAGAAACGUGUUCAGUUUUCAACGAUUAUGGACGUUCACAGGUCCUGGAUUCUUAAUGAGUAUUGCCUAUCUGGAUCCUGGAAAUAUAGAAUCAGAUUUGCAAAGUGGUGCAAUCGCUAAUUAUAGACUUCUAUGGCUUUUACUCCUAGCUACAUUGAUGGGAUUAUUUCUACAACGUCUGGCUGCUCGUUUGGGUGUAGUGUCAGGUAGACAUUUGGCAGAAGUAUGCUAUGAUGAAUAUCCUACAUCGGCUCGUAUUAUACUAUGGCUUAUGGUUGAAGUUGCAAUUAUUGGGUCAGAUAUGCAAGAAGUGAUUGGUACUGCUAUAGCUAUAAAUUUAUUAAGUUUUGGUUAUAUACCUUUAUGGGCUGGUGUACUUAUCACUAUUUUGGAUACUUUCACUUUUUUAUUUCUUGAUAAAUAUGGUUUACGUAAAUUAGAGUUCUUUUUUGGACUUUUAAUAACUAUUAUGGCUGUGACAUUUGGUUAUGAGUAUAUUGUUGUAAAACCCGAUCAAUUAUCUCUUUUACGCGGAUUAUUUGUGCCUUCUUGCCCUGGUUGUGGUUGGCCUGAGCUGGAACAAGCUGUUGGUAUCCUCGGUGCUGUUGUUAUGCCUCAUAAUUUUUAUUUACAUUCUGCUCUUGUUAAAUCACGUGAUAUAGAUCGAAAUAAUCCAUCUUUGGUUCGUGAAGCGAACAUGUAUUACUUCAUUGAAUCAACCAUUGCAUUAUUCGUUUCUCUUAUGAUAAAUAUAUUUGUUGUAUCAGUAUUUGGUGCCGGGUUUUAUGGUAAAAAUGUUAAACAAGUGAUUGAGAAUUGCACUCUUGAAGGUAAAAUUCCUAUUCGUUUUACAAAUGCUGCUUCCAGUUUUGAUCCAAAUAGUGUUGAUUUGUACACAGGAGGAAUAUUUCUAGGUUGUGAGUUUGGUCUCGCGUGUCUUUUUAUUUGGGCUAUCGGUUUAUUGGCUGCUGGGCAGUCGUCUACAAUGACUGGAACAUAUUCUGGACAGUUUGCUAUGGAAGGUUUUUUAAACUUGAAAUGGAAACGCUGGCAACGAGUGUUAAUAACGCGUUCUAUAGCUAUUUUGCCCACCAUUUUAACGACUGUUUUUAGAGGCAUUGAAGAUUUAACUGGAAUGAAUGAUUUCUUAAAUGUACUAAUGAGUGUUCAACUGCCAUUUGCUGUUAUUCCAUUGUUAACAUUUACUAGUAGUAGAUCAGUUAUGGCAGAAUUUAAGAAUUCUCUUCCAGUUUCAAUUGUUGCUAAUUUAAUAUCCAUAUCAGUUGUGUCAAUUAAUCUAUUCUUGGGUAGUGUUGUAAUUAAAGCACGUCUACCGCAUCAUUGGGCAAUAUAUUUAGGUAUGGGAUUAUUAUUCGCAUGUUAUUUAGGGUUUGUAUUUUACUUGGUAAGUUUUACCGUGUAUUAUUCUGUUUUAAAAAUUCAAUUCAACAUAAUAAUUGUAUUCUUAUGCACUUGGUUUCUGCUUUUCGAAGUUUUCGCGGAUAAUGCUAUUAGGAAACACAGAAUAAACCCUUGAUGAACAAACUAUGUAGCUUGUUUACUUCAGACAUCAUCUCUGACAAAGUUGAGCCCUUUUUGUAACAAUUACCAAAAACUCUAGAAUUCGUCACUUUAGGAAACCUUAUUUUCAAGCAAAGUGAAUUUCAUAUUUACAUUAUAAUUUCUUUAUAAUAUUUCUUUUUUCAAAUUAUUAGAGACUUCCAAUUUAUAUUUAACUAAAAUAAUUCAAUCACAAGUAUUCCAUGAGAGUAACACUAGUAUCCCUAUUCGAUUGAAUCGAUGAUAAUUUAUAGAAUUGGUGCUAUCUGUUGUUGUGUAUUUUUUCGAAAUUUUCGUUAACACACUGAGUUAAAGGAAUUAUUUUUAUAGGGUUUCAUAUUUAAUGUCUGUUACUGAAAAUUAUAUCUCAAUAAUAUCAGAGGGGUUGUCGUGUUUUUAAGAAUGCUUCAGCUUUUUAAAGGGGUUUAUGUACUGGGUUUCCAUUUAGGUGUUGUUUUGUUCUCUGAACUGGAUGGUAGAAGUCACUGAUGAUUUCGUCUUAAACGAUGGUAUAUACUCCACAACUAAACCAUCUAAUCCAGACAAGAACAUUAUCAUUGGAUAAUGUAAACUACAGAAUAACUGAUAAUGACAGGAAAAGAGGUUUCGAAUUUUCUCUAGUACUAGAUGCUUUGACCAGCACACUGAGAAUUUGACUAUUUGCUUAAACCUUGACUUGAAAUAUAAAGGUUGGCUUUGUUUUAAAAUAUUCCUAUUGUAGAAAUUAUUAAUUGAUUAACUAUUACAUUGUGUAUUAUCUAAUAAAUUCUAAGUGAUAUAUCUAUUUCCAGUUUUAAUACAUAUUUACUUUUGUUUUACAUUCUACAAUAUUUAUUCUCAAAUGUAAAUUACUGUAUUUAUUUUUGUUAAAAUACUUAGAUUUGGUUCGGGUUUCUUCAUGUAUGGCGUUCAAGAAGGACUCCUAUAGCAGUUGUUACAUUGAAUAUGGAUAGAUCCCUUUCAGUGAUUGACGUUGGUGCUACGGCUGUUCCUAUUAAUGGUGAUGGCGGUAAUCGAUCAACCAAUGAGAAAACUCUCCAUAAUACAGUGGUUCUUUCUUAGAAAUUGUACGAUACAAAAGGAUUUGAGCUAAGUAAUUUAACCAAAUAACAAUACUUAGCAGAAAGAGAACCUAUCGCCAGUUAAACCUUGUCUUUCUAAUUCAUCUAUACUAUUAUUAUUAUUACUACUUCUACAGUAUUUUUAUUUUACAUAAUGAUAUUUUUCCAGAUUGUUGUUAUGCUACUAUGAGAGUAUAUUUGUUCUUAAAUUACAUUUUAUUUAUUAAUUUAUGGAACAGUAAGUAAUUGGGAAGUAAUAUGAUUGUCGUUUUGUUCCUAGUCUUUUUGCUAUGAGUUACAUUUAUUUUGAAUUGUUUGAUAUGAUGUAAGUUUUUGUAAUAUAUAGAUUGAGAUAUGUUGUGCUUAAUUUUUUGUUCCCUGCUAAUUUUGAUAUGAUUGUAAUGCUUGUAGAGGUCUUGAAUAACUGUGGAAAGUUGAAGGAAUGAUAUUAUUACCCGGGUUUUCUGUUUAUCGGGACUCAUCAACAUGUUUUAUGUACAUCCAUUUCCAGGUAACUGAUCCAUGCCACCCUGG